AUGACGAUGGCAGGGAUGACGAAUGAAGAGUUGCCCAUGGGUAAGACCAAAGUAACCCGUCGGUCGGUCACGUCUGGACAUGAUCCUGAUGUUGGAGCGGAUACCAAACAAGAUGCCUCUGCCAGGUUUUCGAGAGUGGUAAAACGAGGUAAAGUGGAUGCCGCAGACACUCUCUAUCAACGCGCUCUUCAAGACGUCUUCCUAACCCGUUUCGGUCCCUUGUUGAUAUCGCUCAACCCCGGUAAACCCGUCGAGCAAAUCAGCCAAGAAGAUCUCGUCGAGAGAUACCAUCCGACUACCGUCCGUACCACUCAAGAAGGCAUUUCCUUCCUCUCCGACCAGCCUCACAUCUUUGACGUUUGUACACAGAUCUACAAUGGUUUGGUACUCGGUCAACCUCUUCAGGUCAUCGAACAUACGGGAGAAACGACGAUAUUCGUUAUCUUGGUUGUUACAAGAUGGCAUACAGCUCAUCGAGGAACCCUUCGUGUCAUCUCCCCCGUUAGCUUGGAAUCAUUUGGUGCUCUCGGCAUCCCUCCCCACGCCAUCGUCGUCUCCCUCGGUAGUUGCGCAGCAUGUAGAAUAUGUAAGUCGGCAUGUAUCCGAUCUUCCCCCAAGAAACAUGUCUACGUCAUCAUGAUCCCUCACGUGCAAGAUGGAGAGACGGUGGUGGGUGAAAGCGAUGGCGAUGGCGAUGGCGAUGGCAAUGGCGAUGGCGAUGGCGAUGGCGAUGGCGAUGGCGGCAAGGUGGUAGGAGAUGGCGUAAAGGACACUGGAGGAAACUUUAUCUACGUCUUGGAAUCAAACCUUCGUUUAGACGGUAAAUCUUCCAAGAUACAAAAUUUGAGAUUAGAACGUGACUUGACCUUAGGGGUCUCCCCAUUUGAACAAGAGGGAACCCCUUCACGAGAGAAACAACAAGAUCAAGAACCGUCUACCUUUACCCAUCAGGCAUCUUUCAAUCUUGGGGAGGAAUACGCUUUCGAACAUUUCUCAAAUCAUGAAUCCUACGACCCAUCCCCAGAAAAACAACUUGACAAGAUGGAAACCCCUCAUACGCCAAGCCCUGAGAUAUCAUCUGUGAAAGCGGUCAACGAUUCCCUCCAAAGUCCAUCCAUCGUCAUUAUGCAACCUCUCUCCUCGGUGGAGACCACCAGCCAGGAUGGAAAGUCGGAUACGAAGAAGAGAAAGCUGUCGUUCGGUUCCUCUUCCAAUCAAGACAAGAUAUCUCCGACCGUGACGAUGACGACGAGGAGAAGGAGGCAAGUCCUACUCGGGACGCGAUACCUACUGGAAAUGGCUAAUGAGACGGUGGGAAAAUCACUUCGAAAAAACCAACGCGACGCGAUGGAACAUGAUCAACACAUGUCACACACUCUCGAACGGUUGGAACAAUUGGAAGAGAUGAUCCAGCUCGAAAAACGAAAGAUGACACAAUCGCAAUUUGACUCGAGGUCCGCCGAAGACAGAUUGAACCGGGAACGAGAAGAGGUCAAACGUUUGAAAGUUGAGAACCCUUCGUUAUAUGAGACUGUGGAACGAGAGAAGAGAAUGAUGGUGGAAAUGUCGACCAGACUCAAGGAAUUGGAACAGUCACGUUUGGUCCACGAGGAGAGGCAGAUUAAGGAAUUGGAACAGUUACGUCUGAUUCACGAGGAGAGGCAGAAUGAGCUGAGACGAGAGUUGGGAACCGUUCGGUCGUCCAUGAGGGACAUGACGGAAAUCUCAGAGGGUCGGCUAGAGUGGAUCAAGAAGGGUUUCAAGGUAGGAUCGGAAUCGGAAUCGGAAUCAGGAUCAGUGGCAGACAGGAUGAUAUCUUGGUUGACGGAUGGCAAGAAGAUGUUAGACCUGGCCGCGGUACAAGAUCUAGACCUCUCCCUCGCCGCCGAAACGCUCUUCCAACGGGCUAAAGCAGGUCAUUUCCUAACUACAUUCGGUCCUUUAUACAUCUCUCUCAAUCCCGGUACUCGCAUCCAACUCAUUGAAUGCUUCGGUAACGCUUCCACCAGGCUCAGCGACAACUCUAGUCGUUUCGCCAGCAGCGUCACCAUCACUUUUGACACCCGUAACCCAUCGGAACCCUUGCCCACCCAGGUGGAAAUAGACGUGUUCGCUUGGGAGAAAACUUGUGUGAUCGUACCUCGUGUGGCCGAAAGCAACUUUCAUCUUCUCGAAAGCUUUGCUCUUUCCAAAAACCUGUCUCUCCCCAGAUCCAAGUCCAAAUCCGACUCGACCGCCCUCCCCCAACUAAGCUCUCCGUCUUGGACUCGGAUCUCCACCCUCUUGGCUUUGUUUUUCGACCACGAAGAAGUGUCUCAAAUCGAAUUCAUCCUCGACAACAUCCUCGACCUGUUGAUCGAGCAAGACCCACGAGGCAUACUCGUCGCUGGGUACAUGUACGAGACCCUCUUCUCAUCCGUCGUCCGUAAAGUCAACGAGGCCCUCGGAGCGAAUACAACACCACCUUCCCAAAAUGGUAAAGUCAUGCUUGUGGACAGCCCAGGUUUCGAGCUUGUCGAUCAUAUGGCUCUCGAUCAAUUCCUCUACAACACAUAUGGUGAGGUCACUGGAAUCCAAGGUUCCGGUCUCGAGGAUCUGUCAGAAGCACUGGUAGAACUUCAAAGUGAGAUCGAUCCCAUCGCUCAUCUCGACACGUCAGAUCCUGCGACGUUGACCGUCAAGCAUUUCGCGGCCACGGUCCGAUAA
Tremella mesenterica DSM 1558 is the source of this 2706-nucleotide messenger RNA. RefSeq lists its product as uncharacterized. Bases 1 to 2706 code for a protein of 901 amino acids. The transcript has 12 exons. The record is from RefSeq and is a predicted model, not a curated record. NCBI's taxonomy places the organism in Eukaryota, Fungi, Basidiomycota, Tremellomycetes, Tremellales, Tremellaceae.